Fraxinus pennsylvanica is the source of this 987-nucleotide messenger RNA. The record is from the annotation of a GenBank genome assembly. NCBI's taxonomy places the organism in Eukaryota, Viridiplantae, Streptophyta, Magnoliopsida, Lamiales, Oleaceae.
AUGCCUAGCAUAUCGAACACUCCAUAUCUAAUCGAGGAAAUUGCCAAAAAUUGCAAGAAAUUUGCCGAACUGAAGAUCACGGGACCAUGUCACAUUAAAUUUGCAUUGACACUCGCUGCAUUCCUCCCAAACUUAAAAGUCUUGAGCAUUCGGUGCUCUAUGAUAUAUAAGGAUGCCCUUAUCACUAUCUUGGAUGAGUUGAAAAAGUUGGAAGUACUAAACAUAUCUCACUGCGUACUGAUUGAACACCCUCCACCUUCACCUCGAAGAGUCCUCAAGGAGAUUGACGAAUCAAUUCUUCAUAAGGCUAGGAGGCUACACAAAUUUAUAACGUGCACAAGUGACUCGUGCUUGAUGUGCACGCGUACGAGGAACGACGGAGGAAUGACGAGGUGUAAGGACCUGAAAAUCCGACGGCUGUCAAUUGCUCAGUUUGAUUUUGGAAUGUCUGGGGACUAUCAAAUUCCUGAAACGAAGAAGGCACAAGUGAAAUGGGACGAAGCUAAUCUGGGGGAAAUUGAGGCGAAUAAACCCGUAAGGCAGAAAAUAACUGAACCAAAGACACCAUAUCAUCCCAUGAUUGACGAUGAUGGAUCAUUAUCUCCUAUUAGGGUAAGUUUUGAGGACAACUUUGGAGAUUCAACGCAUGCAGAUGCUAUACGUUCGGCGUUGAAUGAUGUGGCUUCUUCAAGCAAAAAUAACCCUCGUUGCUCAGGCUGGACAUCAUCUGAAGAAGAGGAUGCAAUGGAUCAAGAAGAAGAAGUUCUAUCAGAUUCUAAUUCCGAGAGGCAAAGGAGCUUCAGGGAGCACCGUAGAGCUCAUUAUGACGAGUUCCGUCAAGUUAAAGAACAUCGUAGAAAGGGCUCUUUCGUCGAAGACAAGCACGAGAACUGGACCGAGGACAGAAGGUGUGAUUCAUCUUCUUUAACUGAUGGGGUUAAAGACAUUGAAAUUAAGGAAUCCACACCGCCAGCUAAUGGAUCUUAA